UCGGUUUACGGCAGUGGCAUAAGCGCUUUGGAAAGGAAGUGAACGAGAAGGGAUAUUCUUUACAAGUGAAUUGUGUUUAUCUAUCACGUUGUUUCUCUAUGUUCUUCACUUUGCCGUAACAACAUUUUACACACAGUUUAAACAGGACAAGCCUGGCCACAUUUAUUAAAGAGACCUCUGGUGUGAAGGCAGUUUGUGACAGCGAGAGAGCUUUAACCGGGUUCCAGUGACCCCGAGCGCAAUGCUGCUCACCGUGUUUUGUGCACCGAGAGACCGCUCGGAAACCACCUUCGCCCUGGAGGUUUCCCCGGAGCUUGAACUCAGGGAUUUUGUGGCUCUUUGCGAGCUAGAAUCAGGAAUACCAGCUGGGGAAAUUCAGAUCACAUAUGCAGAGCAGCAUCUACAAGAUCCCACCCGUGCCCUGGGCAAUUAUGGGUUAAAGGAUGGAGACGUGAUAGUAUUGAGACAGGCGGAGAGGACACGAGCUCCACAACCAACAAUGCCUGGUCUGCCUCGCAUCGAUUUUAGUUCCAUCUCUGUUCCUGGGAGCUCAUCAGGAAGACAAAACAGACCGCAACAAACCCAGCGUCCCAGUGCCACCCAGUCACAGCAGCCCCAAGCUACCAACCAAGACUCAGCCUUAGGCCUCUCUUCUCAGGGAUUGGACAACCCCGCCUUGCUCCGUGAUAUGUUGCUGGCAAAUCCACAUGAGUUGUCGUUGCUGAAGGAGCGAAACCCCGCCCUUGCUGAAGCUCUGCUGAGUGGAGAUCUUGAUCGUUUUACUAAGGUGCUAUUGGAGCAGCAGCAGGACCGAGCACGGAGAGAGCAGGAGAGAAUCAGACUGUUGACCGCUGAUCCCUUUGACUUGGAGGCUCAGGCCAAAAUUGAGGAGGAAAUAAGACAGCACAAUAUUGAAGAAAAUAUGACUAUUGCAAUGGAAGAAGCACCUGAGAGUUUUGGCCAGGUGGUCAUGCUCUACAUCAACUGCAUAGUCAAUGGACAUCCAGUAAAGGCCUUUGUUGACUCAGGAGCUCAGAUGACUAUUAUGAGCCAAGCAUGUGCAGAGCGGUGUAAUAUCAUGCGUCUGGUAGACAGACGCUGGGCUGGCAUUGCCAAAGGCGUCGGCACACAGAAAAUAAUCGGCAGAGUUCAUUUGGCCCAGGUGCAGAUUGAAGGAGAUUUCUUGCCAUGCUCUUUCUCCAUUUUGGAAGAUCAGCCCAUGGACAUGCUGCUAGGACUUGACAUGCUGAAGAGACACCAGUGUUCCAUCGAUCUAAAGAAAAAUGUCCUCCUGAUUGGGACAACGGGUACAGAGACACGUUUUCUGCCUGAGGCAGAGCUACCUGACUGUGCCCGGCUGGCAUACGGGCCAGAGGGACGAGAGGAGGCACAACCCGAGGAGAUUGCGGACCGAGAGCUGGCGGAGGCAAUACAAAGAUCUGUGCAGGACAGCGAAAUUGAAGAUGGAAAAACUACCUCACCACAAUCCCUGCCAUUUAAACCCCUCAACAAACCUGCAACAUCUUCGACCUCAAGUCAUCCCCAUAGUCUCAACCUAGACCGUUCCAAGUCUGCCCCAGCCUCGAUGAACCAGGGAGCACCUCCGGUGAAUAUUCCCACACCAACUGAAUCAAUUGAAUCCUCUUUAGAGCCCGUAAAAGUGGGUGAACCCUCUCCAGAUCUUUCUGAUGACACCUUCAAACCUCAGUCCCAAGGACUAGCUGAUUCAUCUUGCUUAAAGACAACAGAUGCUCCUCUUCCCUCUCAGGAACCAUUAUCCAGUACUGUGUCAGAGAACAACGAAGGGAGAGGAAGCACGAUAUCAGGAGAUUCUGUCAGUGAGAUGGGGGAAAAUAUUACUUCCUCUGGUAACGUAUCAGCAGAACCUUCUUCUUUUACUCUUUUUAACCCAUGCUCUCAGACAUUAGAUCAGGAGGUAGACAUGGAUGUUUCUACAAAUGCAAAAUUGGAAAUUGGCCACGACGUCUCUCAUCAAGGCAGUGUGAUGGAAGAUGUUUCCGAGGCUGAACCCCAACUCAUGCCUGUUUCAGAUAUGAACCAUCAACCUUGCUCUUCUGAGCACUCUCCAGUCCAUUCAGACUCUGAAAAGAGUAUGGAUGGUGGGCCAACCAUGGAGAGUGAACCAGUGUCCUCUGGUAGAGACCAGCGGGAGGUGGACAACACUCCAUCUCUGGCUCAAGCCCUCAAGGAGCUACAUAAGCUUCUCAUGUCCAACAGUUGUCCCAACAGGACCCCUCUUUCAGACCUUAAUACUCCAACACCCAGACAGGAUGCUGAUGGAGUUGCUCAGGUUUCUGCUGUCAGUCCGAACCCAACUGAUGUUUCUCAUACUGCCACAACAAACGACAAGGAGGAAAGCGUUGCCAAAGCUGACUUGACUUCUCAAUCAAUGGAUGAUACGAAAGACUUACCAGCUUCUAGCAAUCCAAGGCACUUAGAGAGCCAAACUACAAGUCUUGUAGAUACCCGAGAUGAACCAAGUAUUCAGUGCCCUGACGGAAAUCGGGAUCAUGACGAUUCCGGGUUGGAGACUUCUUUUAAGGAAGAAGGUCAGCAAGGGCCGAACAUUGCAGAUGGUAACACCUCAGGCUUUGACACCGCUGAUCUGCCUCAGCAGCUCCUCCCCCUUUCUGUAGCGUCUGGCUCAUCAACCGAUUCCAGCCUUGAGCCUGUUGCAUCUCCUCAUCCUCAAACACAAGCCCCUGAGAUGGAUCCUUCCCUUGGAGACUCCAUCCAUUCUUCAUCGCAGCCCACAAUAGGGCGGUUUCCACUCGAGCACAUGCAAAGGAUCCAGGCAUCGGGGUUCUCGGCCAAUGAGGCUGCUGAGGCACUGGAACAGGCUCAAGGCAACGUGGAGCUUGCCUUACUGAUGCUGCUAGCAAGAACGAUCACUGUGCCCACCUAGACUCAGAAUCAACACGCGGUGGCAUCAGUUCAACAUCUGAGCCUUUUUCAUGCUGUGGUUUUCCUUUAGCAGUCCUCAUUGUUUUGUACUGGAUGGUCUAUAAAAUUAUGGCUCUUAACUUUGCCAACGUACAGAAUCGAUUUUCGAGAUGCUGGCCAUAUCUCAAUUGUAACAAAACAAGUGUCUGCAGUCUUUAAAAAAAAUAGAGAGUUUUGCAUGUUGCCUCGGUUGUUCCUAAUGGAUUGUUGGUUUUAUGGGUUUGAACUGAAUUAAUUUGAACUGUCAGACAAUUAACAUAAUAGAAAUAAUUUACUUCAACCUCAUCCAAUAACUGCAUGGUUUUAGAUCUCAAAAGUGAUUUCUGUCCCUGAUGUUUACUGAACUUGAAACAUAUCACUGUAAAAAAAAAAGGUUGUAUUAUUUGUAGUAAAUUUACUUGUAGUAAAAGUAAAUUACCUGGUUGCCUUAAUUUAAAAUUGUAAGGCAACCAGGUAACUUUCUUUAAAGGGACAUUCCACUUUUUUUUUUUAAAUAUGCUCAUUUUCCAGCUCCCCUAGAGUUAAACA
This is a messenger RNA of Misgurnus anguillicaudatus (oriental weatherfish), 3492 nucleotides long. RefSeq names its product DNA-damage inducible protein 2 (gene ddi2). Gene Ontology annotation, molecular function: protein binding; aspartic-type endopeptidase activity. Lineage: Eukaryota; Metazoa; Chordata; Actinopteri; Cypriniformes; Cobitidae. The record is from RefSeq and is a predicted model, not a curated record. Gene Ontology annotation, biological process: proteolysis.